ACAUCACGGUGGGCCCGUCCACGGAACUGCCCGUUCGUGCCGAGAGACGGGCGGGGUAGGACGCAAUCCGCAUCCCGCGCAAGAAGCAGAGUGCCGGGAAAAAAAGGCCACCGUGCUCAGUGCAAUACCAUCCCUUCAUCAACUUCCCUCGUAAGCCUAGAUCCACCAACUACCGGAAAUCUGACACACGCUCCCAGUCCACACCACUUGAUCGGGAUCUGACCCACUCCUCCAAACCAAAUGCCAAAACUCCAUCUCUUGUUCUUUUUCUUCUUCUUUCAAACCCCGACCGCCUCCGUCUGCAAUCCUAAAAACCGCCCAAAACCUCACACUCUCCGCCAUGAUCAGCUCACUAUCCUCAUCAGUGGCUUCUCCGAAUCCCGCCUCCCUCUCCUCUACUCCCUCGCCUCCUCCUACGCAUCCUCUCCGUCCGUCGCCGCUGUACUCAUCCUCUGGUGCAACCCCCAAACCCUUUCCCAAACCCUAAACCAAUCCAUCCCGCUGUCUGUCCCCGGCGCUGCACCGAUCUCCAUCCAUCGCAGCUCCUCCUCCUCCCUCAACGCCCGAUUCUUCCCCCGGCGCUCCAUCCCCACCCGUGCCGUAGCCGUUUGCGACGACGACGUCGAGAUCGACCCUUCCUCCCUCGAUUUCUCCUUCAGGAUCUGGAGAUCCCAGCCCGACCGCCUCGUUGGCUUCUUCGCCCGGUCCCACGACUUCGAUCUGGCCCGGCGCACGUGGAUGUACACCGUCCAUCCCGACAAGUUCUCGAUCGUGCUGACCAAGUUCAUGAUCUUGGAUGUGGAUUAUCUGUGGAAGUACAGCUGCGGCGACGAUGGCGGUAAGAUGGAAGCGGCGAGGCAGGUAGUGGACGAGAUGCGGAAUUGCGAGGAUAUCUUGAUGAAUUUCGUCGUGGCAGAGCAGACAGGCGUGGGGCCCAUCUUGGUGGGAGGGAAGAAAGUGAGGGAUUGGGGAGAUACGAGGAACGAAGGAGAAGAGACGCUGAGAGAGGUGGGGCUGAGUACGAGGGAAGGGCAUAGGAAGAUGAGAGGGGAUUGUAUAAGGGAAUUCCACAAGGUGUUUGAGAAAAUGCCGCUCAAGUAUAGCUAUGGGAAGAUGGUGGGAGAGGUUGGAGAGCAAGGGCUGUGUGAGAAGGGUGGGAAGCUGGUUUUUUGUGACGAGCAGGUUGGGGAAUGAGAGGAGUGGAUUUUGUCUCUGUAAAUGGGUCCCACGAUUGUGUUAUACUGGCCUUUGAUCUGAUGGGGUGAGCUGAAGUGGAUGACCUUGCCCCCCAAAAGCCUCUUGAGCCAUUGCUACACUGGGCACGAGAGUUCUAUGCAGUUUCUUCCCGUAGUAUGGUGAUUGAGAGUGUUGAUCUGAUGGGCAUUCACCCCAAUUCUCACCAAUUCCUGCGAAAGCCAAUCAGAACGGGUAGCGUGUGAUCUAGAUGGAUUUGCAUGGUGUAUUUGGAGAUCUUUGGGGAUAUAUGAAGAGGAUUCUACUGUAAUACAGCUGGAGUGCAACAAGCGAGUGGUCGAGUGAAGAGUGAUCUUGCAUAAGCGGUUAGAAGACAUAUGGCAGGGGUAGAAACAAAUAGGGUUAAGAUGGAAUUCAGCAGAAUUUGUCUCAUACCAAUCCAAUCAAACCCAAUCUAUGUUUCAGUUACCCAUCAUUCACAUUCUUUAGUGAAAUCAUUUUACUUUUCUGCCAAUUAAUUACAUUUCUCAGUGUAAUCCUUCACUUUUGUAUGUUGUUUACAUUCCUUGGUGCAAUCCAUAGCAUUAAUCGAGUAGCUAAUAAUUUUAGCCGUAAUUUGGAUUUA
Magnolia sinica is the source of this 1819-nucleotide messenger RNA. Its product is annotated as glycosyltransferase family protein 64 C3. Gene Ontology annotation, cellular component: membrane. Gene Ontology annotation, molecular function: glycosyltransferase activity. The coding region runs from base 241 to 1194 and encodes 317 amino acids. The transcript has a single exon. NCBI's taxonomy places the organism in Eukaryota, Viridiplantae, Streptophyta, Magnoliopsida, Magnoliales, Magnoliaceae. The record is from RefSeq and is a predicted model, not a curated record.